Molecule: messenger RNA, 988 nt
Organism: Polychytrium aggregatum
Lineage: Eukaryota; Fungi; Chytridiomycota; Chytridiomycetes; Polychytriales
Exons: 1
Coding region: 42-959 (305 amino acids)
Source: RefSeq, a predicted model, not a curated record
UGGGAUUUAUCGUCUUCAAUGUGUAUGUAUUCGAGCGACCCAUGCAAAUCCUCCUGACGGCUGUGCGGCUGCAAGGAGGGGUUUUGGAUCUGGACUUUGAUGUGUAUGCCAGGGGAUUGUGGGUAUUGCUUGGCGAUGCCGCUUGGUGGUGUCGCUUGGUGGUGCCGCUUGGCAGGCUUGGGCCGUUGCCUUACACUUUCUCUCUCGAACAUCAACCGACUCAGGCCCGGCGCCGUGGCCGGAUUCGUGGCCGGAAGCAAGCUCGGACAGAUCCGAGAUGCCAAGGGCGUGUGUGUCUACGAGGCCUUUUGCAAGCUGGAGCCUGUCCAGCGCACGAGUGUGCUGCGGGAGCUCGCUGCAAAAAUGAUCACGACGCUCUGACGAAUGCCUCAGCGAACAGGCAGAGUGUUGUGUCGUGGAAUAUAGCCGAUCUCGGGAAUGAUCUGCAAGCGCACACGGCCGAGCAAAGAGAGGGCUUGCGGCGACUCGAAUGGCUGUGGGUGAUCGUCGAUGCUGCAACUGUGCCCACCGCCCUCAUGGACUCGUCCUUUCGCAUCCGUUGUCAUGGCCUCGUUCUCAUGGCUCCGUGUGCCGCCGCAGACGAGUUGGAGACCGGGGGGUUGUCGGUUAUGCAACAGAUGCCGUCUCCGCCAGCACCUCGUUCACCAUCACACUCCCCCCCCCGCAUCUGGGCUGGAAAAGCCGCAGACAGGAGUCGGAAGACGAGAGCGUCGGAGCAAGCGCAAGCCAGCGCCGUCGUUUUUGCCUCCCCAGCGCCCCGAGAAUGUCCGAUCGGCCGCCUGGGUGCGGGCAAGCAAUCAGUCUGGAAUGCGACGCGGAACUCGACGAGAACGAUGGAUUUCGGCCGUGGGAAUAGAGUCCGUCUGGGUGUGGGAAACACCCCGGACACUCGUUUCAUGAUCUUGCUGCAUGGGUUGCUUCAUGGUUGUGUUGCAUAGCCCACAGCAUCGUUCGCUGCACUGCCGGG